CCGCGUCACAGGCAACGAUACUAUCCUCAAUCCCCACCUACCAUUCACAGCUACAGGAGGAAGAUCGACCGGCCGUGGACGGCGAAACCAACAGGCAGAGAGAUGGGGUAUUCCGUGGUGAUUGCCGCCGGGGCUCGACUCUCCUACAGCCAGUCGUCCGUGGAGGUCCUCCACCGGAACCGCGUCCCAGCGGCGGCCCCUCUCCGCCGCGGCUCCUCCACCGUCGCGGUGCGCGCGGAGGGCGUGGGGAUCAACCCUGACGUCCGCAAGAACGAGGAGAAGGUCGUCGACUCCGUCGUCGUCUCCGAGCUCUCCAAGCCCCUCACCGCGUAUUGCCGGUGCUGGAGAUCGGGCACGUUCCCUCUCUGCGACGGCAGCCAUGUGAAGCACAACAAAGCUACCGGCGACAACGUUGGGCCGCUGCUUCUCAAGAAAUAACGCAGAAGUCCGAUCCUUGAAAACCUCGUGCUGAAUGAAUGCUUUCACUUGAAUCAGAGCCAAAGAGUAUAAUUGUAUUGGAGCAGGUGACUUUGUUGGAUGCUCAAUUCAUACGAUUCCUUCCGCUGCUUAUGUUAAGUUUGUUCGUCUUUGUUUUGGAGAGAUCAAUAUAUGCUUCUUGUAAUGUAGUGCAA
This is a messenger RNA of Musa acuminata AAA Group (dessert banana), 632 nucleotides long. Its product is annotated as CDGSH iron-sulfur domain-containing protein NEET. The transcript is spliced from 2 exons. Gene Ontology annotation, molecular function: 2 iron, 2 sulfur cluster binding. The record is from RefSeq and is a predicted model, not a curated record. Gene Ontology annotation, biological process: regulation of autophagy. Gene Ontology annotation, cellular component: intracellular membrane-bounded organelle; mitochondrial outer membrane. Lineage: Eukaryota; Viridiplantae; Streptophyta; Magnoliopsida; Zingiberales; Musaceae. The coding region runs from base 103 to 438 and encodes 111 amino acids.